Messenger RNA from Lingula anatina, 3238 nucleotides. RefSeq lists its product as uncharacterized. Gene Ontology annotation, cellular component: apical plasma membrane. Gene Ontology annotation, molecular function: protein-membrane adaptor activity; protein binding. The record is from RefSeq and is a predicted model, not a curated record. Lineage: Eukaryota; Metazoa; Brachiopoda; Lingulata; Lingulida; Lingulidae. Gene Ontology annotation, biological process: protein localization to plasma membrane.
UAGUCACGUGACCCGUACACGCUGCCAUAUUUGUUGUCAUUGCAGACACGCUUAUUACCGUGGUAAGUCCUGGAGGAAUAACGUCGAUAAUAAUGAGUUCGUAUGUGCCAGAAGACGCACCACAAGUGCGUUUAUGUCACUUGCGUAAAUGGAGUGACUUCAACGGCUAUGGCUUUAAUCUCCACGCUGAGAAAGGAAAAGCAGGCCAGUACAUUGGUAAAGUGGAUCCGGAUUCCCCCGCAGAGGCGGCACGUCUCAAAGAAGGGGACAGAAUCGUUGAAGUCAAUGGAGUAAAUAUUGGCAACGAGAACCACCAGCAGGUCGUCAGCAGGGUGAAAGCUGGAGGGGAUGAGACCAGAUUGUUAGUGGUAGAUGCUGAGGCGGAUAACUAUUACAAGGAGCAUAAGAUUGUCAUCAGAAAUGACCUUCCCUCAGUAGUGGUAUUUGCAACACCAGCAGACCGCAAUAGUAAAGAGCCAUCUACCAAUGGUGAUGCAGGAGAAGUUGUGACCAAUGGAACAGCAGCAGUGAUUGCUGCAGAGACAUCACACACUGUGGAGAGUCAUGAGGAUGAAGUGGAGGACCUUGCCAAUGACUACGAACAAGUUGACAUCAGUCCACCAGAGGAGCAGAAAGAGCCUGAGGUAGAGGAGCCCAAACACACAGAGCCUGAGCCUGAGCUGCCUCCAGAGCCAGAGCCCGAGCCACCAGUAGAGACAUCUGUAGAAGCUGAAGUUAAGGCAGAGGAGCCUGUCCAGAAUGGAUCAGCUGUGCAGGAGGACCACUUGGAGGUGGAGAAUGAGACAGGAGAGCAGGAGGUAGCUGAGGAGGUGGCAGAAAAGACACCUUCUGUCCACUCAGAACAGGAGGAACAGAAACAGUUAUCUUCUGACAGUCAGUCAGAGAAGGAACCCUCAGUACAUUCUGACAAGGUGUCGCCAGAGCCUGAGCCAGAGCCAGUAGAGGUGGUCCAGGAUGAGCAGGAAGAGCAGAAACAAGAAGAGCCAGAACCUGAGCUAACCAAUGGCCAUGAUAAGGAGCCACAAAGGGACCCUACUCCACCACCACCACCCCCUGCUGAACCCGAGCCAGAGCCAGAGCCAGAGCCAGCCCCUGUUGUGGAGCCACCACCUCCUGAGCCUGUACAUGUAGAGGAACCAGCUCCUGUCAAAGCGGCAGCCCCCCAGCCCCCAGCCCCCUCUCCUCAGGCCAACGGGGACACUCUGAACUUACCCAUGUCUGCCAAGGAAAUGAGGGAAAUGCUGAAAAAACGCAAAAAGGCUGAUCCCAAGUCACAGCAUGUACCAUUCCAGAAGAAAAAUGAGAUGUUCCAAAGAUUGUGAGAGUGAAAAAUGUACUUGUAAGAAUGCAAACUUUCUGGGGAAGAUUGAGAAGAAAUCAACUUCAUUCAGGACUGUUGGAUGAUGGAGAAGUCUGAGGGGACCAAAAAGAUUGUUCCAGUGUAGUGGAAACCAUCUUUAACAGUCAUGGAUUUAUAGUAGUUUUGAUUUACAUUGCCUUAUUGAAGGAAACGACUGGAAGAUGUUAAAACUGUCAAUAUGAAGAACAAUUAAGCUUCUGGUUGAAAUAAUACUGUAACUGUUUUGUUUUGUUCUUUUACAUCAAAAACAAUUUAAGCAGGUUGAUUACAUUUCUAUGCCUACACAGACUGCAAGUUAAAUGUGAGCUAUCAUUCAAAGCCAAGAGAUGUUUCACAAUGAAUAGAUAAAACAAUUAGUUUACAUCAAAAACAAAAUGGUUACAGUACAGAUACUUAAAUUAGUAUUAUUUCUAAUGACACACAGUUUUAACGUGUAAAAUUGAAAACAGUGUUAUAAGCUUUCAUAUGUAACUUCACCCAGCUGUGUGCAUGGACUGCCUGGUUGUACUUUUAAUCACAGUUAUCUGGUCACAUGAUUAAGUAAAUCAAUGGCAAUAUUUUUUGUUAUUACAAAUAUAUAAUACCAUUAUAUGAUCUUGAAUUUAUACAGAUAUUGGGUUUCUUCCAUAAAUGAAUAUUUCUUUCAAUUCUUAGAAUGUGGAUUAGGACUAAAUGAGAAAAUCGUGUGAACUGCCUUGAUUGCAAGGCUUAAAGACGUGCAUAAUAUGCAUGGGUUAUGACUUGGGCACAGUUUUAAGAAAAAUUGUGAUAAUUACAAAAUUAGUAGUAUUUGUGUAAUCCAGUUUGCAAUAUGUAAUAGAUUUGAUUGCCAGUAUCCAUUUGCCAAGUAUGUCAGCUUUGAAAAAAAGAUGUGAAAAUCUUGCCACCAAUUCUGAUUCACAUUUCAGCUUCUACAUACUUUUGGUCAUUAGAAUUUGGAAAAUAAUCCAAGCAGUGGUUUUAUAGUGGAUAGAUCAGUAAUUGUACACAUUUGAUUCUUUCUUUUUCGUUUUGUUUCUUUUUUUUUUUUUUUUUCUUUUUUACCAAAAUGUAUCCGGAUAGGUGGUUAUAACAGGACAAAAAUGAGGUUGUGCAUUUAUUGGGUAUAAUUAUACACGUUAAGCUUUUUUACAGGAAAAAUAACUGUAUAUACAUAUAUUUAUGUAAUGGUUGCUGCUUGUAUAGAAAAUCUGGAUAAACUGCCAAAAAAGACCGAUAGUGAAAUGAUGCUUGGCAUGUUUUAAGAUUCGAGCAGUUGGCUGCUGAAAUUUUGCUUUUGUUUUCUAUGACAAAAAAAGACAUGUUUGCAUUGCUUCUUAUGAUAAUGAUCUACUUAAACUUUGGUCAAUUUCCCCUCAAGGUAAACCUACUGGGGUUGCCUAUAUUUCACAAGAGGCAUAUCAAGGCAAAAGUUUUUAAUUGAAAUGAUGUUGCUCACUCGUCCUUGUAUGAAAUCCACCUGUCACUGUCAGAUAUGCCGACCCUUUACAGGAACACAUUUAUGUGAAAUGUAAAUGUUAAUGUAAAGUUUAAGGUGUGUCUGUGAUAGCUGUUUGUCUCCCGGCAGAAAAAGUGUUAUGGUUUCUGGAAGUAGGUAUUUCUGUGACAUGCUCUUGUUGUUCUUUUGGUAGGUUUCCCUUUUUUUAUGGUAAAGGAGGGUGCCUUGGGGAACUUCGAUGGAUUUGUACAAUGGAACUCGCUGUAAUUUAGUUUGGGAAAGUAUUUACAUUUUCAUAAAUAUAUUAUAUACAAAUGGCAGUCUAUACUACUAAGUGCAUAUGAACAAAUUCUGUAAAUUUGAUUCUUAUCCAGUAGAUAUAUAAAUAUAUGAAUAAAGUGAUUAUAUUAUUUUGAUGA